AAUAUUUCAGUACCAGCUGUUUGCAGGCAUUGGCUACUUUGCAGUGCACUUAAUCAAUAAGAGCCAGAGAAGGCUGCAAGGUUUGUCUCACCAUCCUCCUCCAGCAGAGGAACCGGAGCAGACACAGAGCCUGGCAGGGGAGGCAAGAUCUAACAAGGGCAGGGUUGCUGACUGCAGGACCCCUCCCAAGGAACCGCUUGCUGCUGCCCUGCACCCAGCUGCUACCCUGGGCAGCCAGAAGGAUGGAUGUCUUUAAGAAAGGAUUUUCUAUUGCUAAAGAAGGUGUGGUGGCUGCUGCAGAGAAGACCAAGCAGGGAGUGACAGAGGCUGCGGAGAAGACUAAAGAAGGUGUGAUGUACGUAGGUACCAAAACCAAGGAAGGCGUAGUGCAGAGUGUGACCUCAGUUGCUGAGAAGACCAAGGAGCAGGCCAACGUGGUGGGAGAGGCAGUGGUAGCCAGCGUGAACACGGUGGCCAACAAGACAGUAGAAGGAGCAGAGACCAUCGUGGCCACUACAGGAGUUGUAAAAAAGGAGGACCUGGCUCCGCAGCAGCCGGCGGCUGAGGGAGAGCCAGCUGCACCAGGGAGCACAGAAGGCGGUGGAGAGGGUGAAAAUGAAGGCAAUUAAUCAACUUCUAUCUCAAAAGUUGGAAUCCCAAGAGCAUACAUGAAAAUACUAGCUGACACUGCAGCAGGAACAGCCUGCUCUCAGCACUGUAGUCUUUCACUAGCCUCAUUAACCUUAAUAUACAAUGUAAGUCAGCUCCUGGUUGUAAGGAGAGGGUGACACUGUACUGGGGGUUUCCCCCCGUACAC
Molecule: messenger RNA, 817 nt
Organism: Lagopus leucura (white-tailed ptarmigan)
Lineage: Eukaryota; Metazoa; Chordata; Aves; Galliformes; Phasianidae
Gene: SNCG
Product: synuclein gamma
Exons: 5
Coding region: 243-629 (128 amino acids)
Biological process (GO): chemical synaptic transmission; synapse organization; synaptic vesicle endocytosis
Cellular component (GO): cytoplasm; neuronal cell body; axon terminus
Molecular function (GO): cuprous ion binding
Source: RefSeq, a predicted model, not a curated record